CCUGCAUGCAUUUCAGCAACCUUGAACGAGUCUUGGGAAGCACGAGCGCCCGGAGCUCAUAACUGGAAAGAGACACGACGGCCAUUUGUGAGUAGAGAUAUCGGACUCGGUUUUUCCUAUAUAUUAUGCAGGAAUCCGGCCGUCAGCUGCUCAGCUUCAGCCGUCGGGAAGAAGACUCCGGUAUCGGUCAUGGGCUACCAUCAAAUCCUGAUUUCUCAGAGUCAUCAACUUGCACCGCUCUCACCAUCAGUUUUGAUCAGAACCGGAUCUACAGGAGGAACUCAUUCAGAGCUGCAGCGCGAGGAGUUGCCGGUGCACUCAUCCCAUGUUUCGUGCCCCGCCGCAGUAAAUCUGUGGAGGAAGCUGACUGGGAGGGCAGCACAAUCCAACACCGUGAUGUUUCCUCCGCAUCCAGCUCAAAGAUAUCGACAACAAACAACGGCAGCAUCUCUAAUUUCAGGCAUGGCAGCUCCCGCAGUAGGAAUGAAGCACGGCAAGAAACAACAAUGUUCUCAAUUGCAGAUAUCUACAAAGCCACUGCAAACUUCUCUGUAGAAAACAGAAUCGGGCUAGGAGGUUUUGGAGCAGUGUACAAGGGGAAACUCAAGGAUGGGUCGCUUAUUGCUGUAAAACGUGCCACCAAGAACAUCUAUAACAGGAACCUGUCCGCAGAGUUUAAGAGCGAAGUCCAAAUCAUGUCAAAGGUAGAGCAUUUGAACUUGGUCAGAUUCCUUGGAUUCCUAGAGCGUGAUGAUGAGCGUUUACUUGUGGUCGAGUACGUCGGCAAUGGCACUCUCCGCGAACACCUGGACGGUUCUCGUGGAGAUGGGUUAGAGCUUGAACAUCGGCUUAACAUUGCUACUGAUGUAGCUCAUGCUAUCACCUAUCUGCACAUGUAUACAGAUCAUCCCAUCAUCCACAGGGACAUAAAGGCGUCGAACAUCCUGCUGACGGAGAAGCUCCGAGCGAAGGUCGCCGACUUCGGGUUCGCCCGCCUGGCGCCGGACGACCCGGACGCCACCCAUAUCUCCACCCAGAUCAAAGGCACUGCCGGGUACGUGGACCCGGAAUACCUCCAGACCUACCAGCUCACCGACAAGAGCGACGUCUACUCCUUCGGCGUCCUCCUCGUGGAGCUCGUCACAGGGCGGCGCCCCAUCGAGCGCAACCGCAACCACAAGGAGCGCGUCACCACCAAAUGGGCGAUACGUCGAUUCAAGGAAGGAGAUGCGGUGCUGGCGAUGGACCCGAGGCUGCGGCGGAGCCAGGCGGCGAUCGCGGCGGUGGAGAAGGUGAUGGGGCUGGCCCUCCAGUGCAUGGCGCCGUCCAAGAGAUCUCGACCGGCCAUGAAGAGGUGCGCGGAGGUGCUGUGGGCGAUCCGGAGGGAACACCGGGAGAUGCUGCCGCCGCUCGCCGUCCCGAGGAGGAGCAAAAAUCUGCCGAGUGUCGGCUGAUUUGGUAGGGCGAGCUUUCGCAACCAGCUUGCGGAGGUAGCAAAUUAUGUGGAGACCGUGGUGUUGAUUGUUUCUAGUCGAUCCGAGUAUUCGUGAGGUUUCCAUAGUAUGCAGUGCCAGUCACUAAUCUGUAGUUAAAUUGACCUAAGAUCUUUCAACAUUUAAGCUGGUGGUUUAAGUAAGUAGACUCGACCAUUCCAUCAA
Molecule: messenger RNA, 1658 nt
Organism: Phoenix dactylifera (date palm)
Lineage: Eukaryota; Viridiplantae; Streptophyta; Magnoliopsida; Arecales; Arecaceae
Product: calmodulin-binding receptor-like cytoplasmic kinase 2
Biological process (GO): protein phosphorylation
Molecular function (GO): protein kinase activity; ATP binding
Source: RefSeq, a predicted model, not a curated record